Messenger RNA from Anastrepha obliqua, 803 nucleotides. RefSeq lists its product as uncharacterized. The record is from RefSeq and is a predicted model, not a curated record. The coding region runs from base 318 to 803 and encodes 161 amino acids. NCBI's taxonomy places the organism in Eukaryota, Metazoa, Arthropoda, Insecta, Diptera, Tephritidae. The transcript is spliced from 4 exons.
AGUGGCAAGAAAAUGACCGUACAGUUUUAUGUACUUUUAUUUGUGGUUUUAUAUAUUCUUAUUUUAUUUCAGAAAUACAAAUUCGAAGGCUUCAAUUUGGGGUGGAAUGUCCCCAUGACGAGCGCUCUGCACCAAAAAAGCCUGCUCUUCCCAAAAAGUUGUCGUCAUCUAAAGGCAGGCACGCGGCAAUAAUAGCUGAGUUAAGCGCUAUCCAGAUAUGCCAGGACCAAAUAUUGGCGAAACUGGAUAGCGUCGAGACCCGUCAACUGGGCGUUGCUGGCCAAGUAGCUGACAUACAAAGUGCCAUUUUCGAUAAGAUGCCGGAACGUGGUGAGGUGCAAGCGCAAAGUAAGCUGUUGCGCGAAUGCAAAGUGCUGACAGCUAGGGUUCAACAGUCUGUCAGUCGCAUCACCGGGGACGCGGAAAGCGAGGAAUCCAUGGAACUUGCUGCCAUGUUUCCCGUAUUAUCGGUGGAGCAAGUGCAGGCUGUUGAAGCCAAGCUGAUAAAUAAAGCUUACGCCGACGCAAUGAUUGGGCUUCUGGCAAGAUCAAAAGGCACGAAAGGGACGGUUGACGGGGUUAUGCGUUAUCUUUUCACAGAUGACGCCAUGUACAGCUUCAACUUAGAAGGAAGAGCAGGAAAAAUACCACUUCUUAGACUUAAGGCGGUUGAACUUAUAUUUGACCUCUUUUCAGAAAAAACAAAAGAAGAUGUACAAGGCGCUAUUAGGAAGUAUGUUCGUUUAAGCCACAAUAGGUCUAACCAAAAAAAAUAUAUUAACAGAAAAACUUCAAAUGUGUAA